GUAGAUCAAGGCCAUGUGGUAGAUAUUAGGAAUACGAAUAGAUUAAUAUUAUUUAUAAAGAAAAAUUAUAUUGUAUGGAUUUGAAACAAUAUAUCAAUUGAAAAAAUAACAUUUACUUUUCGUAACUUACUAUCAAUAAUAUCAAAGAGUGUUUAAAAAUUACGAUGGAGUCGUCAGCGUUACAGGGCGCAGAUAAUGUUUACGUGAAGACUGAGCCCUGUGAAGAUGUGCAUAUAAAACAUGAGCCAACUGUGAAAGCUGAGCCUUUGCUAGAUUAUGUGUGUGUAAAAGAUAAGCCCAGGUACGAAAGUGUGUCUAUAAAAGCGGAGCCAUGGUGCUCAGAUGUGUGUGUAAAAGACGAGUCACUCUGCGUGAGCGCGCCGCAUGAUGUGUGUGUAAAAGAGGAGUCACUCGACGUGAGUGCGGCGCAUAAUGUGUGUGUAAAAGACGAGCCCAGGUACGAGAGUGUGUCUAUAAAAGCGGAGCCAUGGUGCUCAGAUGUGUAUGUAAAAGAGGAGUCGCUCGGCGUGAGCGCGGCGGCAGAGGCGCUGUAUACAGAUCACGCCGUAAAAGAUGAGCUCGUGCUCGACCCCGUGCUAGUAGAGCGGCGCGUGCGCCACACACCAACAGCUUUCAACCUAGCAAUAGGAGUCAAGCAGUCGUGUGAGAUUGUCCCCUGGAGACCCUAUCUGAGGGACUGCUGUGUGAAGCUGGAGCGCCUUGAUGUGGACACGCUGCUCACCGUCACUCGGAGCAUAGACUGCAACAGCCCGACACAUGUUUAUAAUGGAAGUCACAAAAACAACACAGUUGGGGACCUUAAAGGAAACGAUAGAGGGCAAGCUACACAGAAGAAACCGAGCGAAAAUUACCAAUGUGCCCACUGUAAAUAUACAACAGCUAUGAAGUCACGGUUAAUAAGGCAUUUGAGGAUACAUACCAAUGAGAAGACAUACAGAUGUGAACAUUGUAGCUAUGCUGACAGCGACAAAGGUCGUUUUGCAGUUCAUGUAAGGAACCACACUGGUCAAAAACCAUACAAGUGCGAGUAUUGUAGCUAUGCUAGCACCAACGCAGCUUAUUUGCGGGACCAUGUAAAGCAACACACUGCUGAAAAGCGGUUCAAGUGCGAUCAGUGUAGUUAUGCUUGCUGGAAAAAAUGUAAGUUGAAGGUUCACGCAAGGAAACACACUGGUGAAAAGCCGUACAAGUGUGAGCAUUGCAGUUAUGCUUGUGCCCAAAAAUAUUAUUUGCAAAUUCAUUUAAAGCAACACACUGGAGAAAAGCCUCACAAAUGCGGACAUUGCAGUUAUGCUACGUAUUAUAAAAAUUGUCUGCUACUCCAUUUACAUAAACACAUUGAUCUAACGAAUUUUUGUGGACGCAUUGAUGAAAUGCCUUAAUAAGUGUAUAGUUCCGCUAGUGCCCAAAAAUGUCAUAUGCUAAACCAUGUAUGGAAGGAAACACACUGGAGAAAGUUCAAAAGUGAAACGCCAUGCGCAUGGUCA
Messenger RNA from Cydia splendana, 1508 nucleotides. RefSeq names its product zinc finger protein ZFP2-like. Gene Ontology annotation, molecular function: RNA polymerase II transcription regulatory region sequence-specific DNA binding; DNA-binding transcription factor activity, RNA polymerase II-specific. Lineage: Eukaryota; Metazoa; Arthropoda; Insecta; Lepidoptera; Tortricidae. The transcript is spliced from 3 exons. Bases 165 to 1403 code for a protein of 412 amino acids. Gene Ontology annotation, biological process: regulation of transcription by RNA polymerase II. The record is from RefSeq and is a predicted model, not a curated record.